This is a messenger RNA of Alligator sinensis (Chinese alligator), 828 nucleotides long. RefSeq names its product sodium voltage-gated channel beta subunit 2 (gene SCN2B). Lineage: Eukaryota; Metazoa; Chordata; Crocodylia; Alligatoridae. Bases 146 to 793 code for a protein of 215 amino acids. Gene Ontology annotation, cellular component: membrane. The transcript has 4 exons. The record is from RefSeq and is a predicted model, not a curated record.
GCCAUAUUGGAGCUUUGGAAAUAAAGCGGCUCUAAUAUUCUAUGUGCCCUGGAAAUAAAGCCGUGCAUUUGAAAAAACCAAACCCACCACCACCUCCACCUGCCAGCCCAGGCCCACAGCCACCUCCACGCACGGGGCCCUGACCAUGGGCCGGGGACCGUGGCUCCUGCAGCCCUGCCUGUGCCUCUCGGGGCUCAGCUUGCUCUUCUCGCUGGCGCCCCCCAGCCUGGGCAUGGAGGUCAUGGCACCCGUCACCGUCAACGCGCUCAACGGCUCCUCCGUGCGCCUCCCCUGCACCUUCAACUCCUGCUACAAGGUGGAGAACAAGCAGUUCUCCCUCAACUGGACGUACCAGGUCUGCGACAACUGCACCGAGGAGCUGUUCCUGCAGUUCCGGUUGAAGAUCAUGAACAAGCAGCUGGACCGCUUUGGGGACCGGGUGCAGUUCACCGGGAACCCUAGCAAGUACGACGUGUCCUUCACCCUGCGGGAUGUGCAGCUCGAGGACGAGGGCACCUACAACUGCUACGUGCUGAACCCCCCGGACCGGAACCGGGGCCACGGCCGCAUCCAGCUGAAGGUCCUCACCGAAGAGCCCCCAAAGCGCGACUCAACGGUGGCCGUCAUCGUGGGUGCCUCCGUGGGCGGCUUCCUGGCCGUGGUGAUCCUGGUGCUGGUGAUUGUCAAGUGCGUGCGGAGGAAAAAGCAGCAGCGGCUCAACACAGACGACCAGAAGACGGAGGAGGAGGGCAAGACCGACGGCGAAGGCAACCCGGAUGAGGGCACCAAGUAGCUGCCCGCCCCACUUGCCCCUGUACAGCGUGACCC